Anolis sagrei ordinatus is the source of this 2405-nucleotide messenger RNA. RefSeq names its product cytochrome P450 family 2 subfamily U member 1 (gene CYP2U1). Gene Ontology annotation, molecular function: steroid hydroxylase activity; heme binding; iron ion binding. The record is from RefSeq and is a predicted model, not a curated record. Lineage: Eukaryota; Metazoa; Chordata; Lepidosauria; Squamata; Anolidae. Gene Ontology annotation, cellular component: cytoplasm; intracellular membrane-bounded organelle. Gene Ontology annotation, biological process: xenobiotic metabolic process.
GGAGGCCUGGCUGCUGCCAAUGCAGCAAGAAUGUAGCGGCAGCGAGGAAGGGUUUCCCUGCGUCUCCUUGCCUGGCUCUCUUUCUCUCCUGCGGGGCAUAACGGGGCAGGCGGGGAAAUGGAGGGCUCGGGGUGGUCUUCCUCGUCGUGGCUGGGCUCGGCGCUGGUGGCGGGCGCGGGGCUGGCGCUGGCGCUGUGGUGGCUGCUGUCCCGCCGGGCGCCGCGCGGCCUCCCUCCGGGCCCGAAGCCCUGGCCGCUGGUGGGCAACCUGGCCUUCGCGGGGCUGCCCGAGGUGCUAAGGAACCACCUGGCCGUGAUGGGCGCCUCGUGCGCCUCCAGCAGCAGGCUCGGGAAGUCCCUGCAGCGCCUCCCGCGGCCCCUGGCCCCCCACCUCCUGCUCACCGAGCUGGGCCGGGCCUACGGCAGCGUCUUCAGCCUCUUCGUCGGCAGCCGACCCAUCAUCGUCCUCAGCGACUUCGAGACCGUCCGCGACGCCCUCGUCAACCAGGCCGAGGUCUUCAGCGACCGGCCCAGCAUCCCCCUCGUCGCCAUCCUCACCAAGAAAAUGGGUGUGGUCUUUGCCCCUUAUGGCCCAACAUGGAGAAAACAGAGGAGGUUCUCCCAUUCAACUCUGCGACACUUUGGCUUAGGAAAGCAUAGCCUGGAGCCAAAAAUCAUUGAAGAAUCCAAGUAUGUGAAGGGAGAGAUCCUGAAACAUAGAGAAGAGCCAUUCAAUCCCUUUCCAAUCAUCGGCAAUGCGGUAUCCAACAUCAUUUGCUCAAUGGCCUUUGGCCGGCGCUUUGACUACGAUGAUAUAGGGUUUAAGACCUUGUUGAGGCUCAUUUCACGUGGUCUGGAGAUUACCUUGAACAACCAAAUUCUCCUGGUCAACAUCUGCCCUUGGCUGUACUACCUCCCGUUUGGCUCUUUCCGAGAACUCAGGCAAAUUGAGCUGGAUGUCACAUCUUUCCUGAAGAAAAUAAUAAUGCAGCACAGGGAAAGCCUGGAUGCCCAGAAUCCCCGAGACUUCACUGAUAUGUAUCUCCUUCAUGUGGAUGAGGAAAGAAAGACCAACAGUGAAAGCAGUUUUAACGAAGAUUAUCUGUUCUUUAUUAUUGCGGAUCUUUUCAUUGCAGGCACAGACACAACAUCUAACACGCUGCUCUGGAGUUUGCUUUACUUGUCACUUCACCCACAAGAACAAAAAAAGGUUCAGGCAGAAAUUGACUUGGUUAUUGGACGAGAGAGGCCUCCUUCUCUUGCAGACAAGGCGCAGAUGCCUUUCACAGAAGCAACCAUCAUGGAAGUCCAAAGGAUGACAGUCGUCGUUCCUCUUUCUAUUCCUCGAAUGGCAUCAGAAACAACAAAGCUCCAGGGCUACACUAUUCCAAAGGGCAGCGUAAUCAUUCCUAACUUGUGGUCGGUGCACCGAGAUCCCAAGAUAUGGGAGAAACCAGAUGAUUUCCACCCAGCGAGGUUUCUGGAUGAAAACGGCCAACUCCUCAAAAAAGAAACGUUUAUUCCUUUUGGAAUUGGGAGGCGUGUCUGCAUGGGAGAGCAACUAGCUAAGAUGGAGCUCUUUUUGAUGCUUGUGAGUCUCCUGCAAACGUUCACUUUUCAAUUUCCUGAAGAUGCAAAGAAGCCACCCAUGGAAGGAAGAUUUGGCCUAACAUUGGCUCCAUUUCCAUACAACAUAAUUGCCUUAAAAAGAUGAAGGAACCUCGGUCCAGAAUGAUGCAUGAAGCUUGUAAUAUUCCUAUGAAAUUCAGGGCUAUGUAUGAAUUGUAUUUCACUAACACAGUCACCAACCCUUGCGCAGGGGGUAUGGGGGUCUUUCCGCUAACAGGGUGUCCAAAGCUCAUAAAGCACUUUCCCCUUCGCUUGGGGACUCUUUCAUGUGUGGAAAACUUUUGUCUAUGAGAAACCAAGCAAGGUUUGUAGUCCUCAAGAGUUGCAGUGUAACUGUAGAAACUAUUGAAUAGGAAUCGAGUGGCAUUUUCUAUUAGUUUAGGAGCAAAUGGGGAGGAAAACUUGAAAAGCAAAGUAACGAAUAAUAAUAGCAGAUGAAAAUCAAAGCUCAUAAAGCACUUUCCUCUUAGUCUGUGGGGAAAAAAAUCUGUUUAAAAUGAAGCGGUUUCUCGUCCUCAAAAGAAUUGCAGUGUAACUGUUUAAAGGACUGGAUAGGAAUGGAGUGGCACUUUAUAUUAGAUUAGGAGCAAACAGUGAAGACAAGUGAAAAUCAAAGGUAUGGAUGAUGAUAGCAGGUGAAAAUCAAUAGCACUGAAAGCAGCUUUGUAUUUGCCUAUCUCUUUCAUACAAAACUUUUGACAUACUUUUGAAAAAAUUCAUUAAGGAAGUACCAGAGGUGUAUUUUAAGAAUACAAUACUUUGGUUUUUUUUUUCUUU